AUGGAAGGCGUCGAGACCAAGCGCUCAUCCGCCGCGGGCGCUGGGGACGGGGAGACUGGAACGAGAAAGAAAGGCAGGGUGACUCUUCCGAGGGGCAGAGCAUGUGUGGCAUGUAGGCAAGUCCCACUAGAGAAAUGCUCUGGCGACCGACCAUGCGCAACAUGCAAGAAGGCCGUUAUAGACUGCCGCUAUGAGGAACCGACGCGACGCAAGCCUCGGCAUGUGCUCAUGGAGGAGCGCGUUGGUGAGACUGUCUCAUUCCGCUGUGAUGACCUUCAACUGACCGCCCUAGUCGAGCUGGAAGCGCUCAUCACGUCCCGCGGACAACACCUGCCCCCUUCCCAGCUCGACCCGCCUACUAAUCCCUCCGCCGCUGCCAAUCCGUCCUCCCCGUCCACCUCAAUCAAUGCUCCACCGCCAAACGUAUCGUCUCCGGGGAUACCCCUGCUACUCCCUACCGUCAUCACCGACGUCCAGCCUCACUCCAUCCUGGAGACUCACCUCAUCCGGCUCGUCCUGCCCUACACAUCCUUUCUCGCCAUACCUCUUCAUCCUCAGCGCUUCCUCACGCUUCUCGAUCAGAGCACCAACAAUCCCUUGCGGCCUCAUCCCGCGCUCCUCUACAUCCUCUUUGCACAGGCGGUGCGCAUCCUCGAAAACGACAUACCGCUGCCGAGGUACCCCACAGCAUCCGCUGGCAUACCCGGCUUCAAUCCAGGCAUGUCCCUGCUAUCGCCCGAUGUGGACAAGGCGUGGCUCCUUUCUCAAGUCAGGGGAAACAGCCUCGCGUACAUGGAGCGGGCGCGCGUUGAGCUAGACAAUGGGAUCCGGCGCGUCGACCGGCCUUUCGACCUUGUCCGCGCCGCUGUCGGCAUCACUCGGUACCUCUACGCACUCGGCCGCUUCAUCGAGGGUUGGAACGUCCCCGUCGCUCGCCUCGUCAUCUCAUGCGGUCUCCAUCGGCUUACAGGCAACAUCACGCUGCCGGACUAUCCCUCGGCGACCGGCGAGUAUCCGCCGACCGAGUAUGCGCCCCGGCCAUAUGGCAGUACCAAAUUCUACCUGCAUCACCACGCGCAGACGGCGCUUCGGCAGCCGGUGCCUCCGCUGAGGAUGCGGCCGCUCAUUGUUCCGCCGCCGAGGGACGAGAUCGACUUGGCAGAGCGGGUGAUGACAUUCUGGGCGGCCAAGGCGCAGGACUGGUCAGCGGGGAUAGGAUGGGGAUGGUCUGUAGGACUGGAGGACGAGGAGUGUACGACGGAGUGGCCAUGGGGUGGAGGAGGGGUCGAGAUGAAACCACUGGCUCAGAUCAAUCGUCGCUACGGUAACCGAGACCUAUUCGAUGAGAGUAGUCAGCUGCACUCCAGCCCGUUCGCAGAUUCGCCUUACGUUUGGAGCAUGAAGAGCAUGUGUCUGCUCAACCGCGCGAACCGGCUGAACGAUCAUCCCGAAGCUUCUAUCCCUCGUCUACUUCAGGACGGUCGCAUGCUCCCAGACCACAUUCCCCCACUCCACGAGAUCCAUCGCGCCCAGGCCGCCCUAGAACGCUUCCGUGCACGCCUUCCCUUGGACCUACAAUUACCGCCCCCUCGACCCCGGACAGGCUCAUCCUCAAGCGGAGACGACGGCGCGUACUACGCCCUCGCCGACCCAUGGUAUAUCCUCCUUCAUGCAAAUCUGCUCACAGCGGAAAUGCUCACUUGGCGCGAAAUGGCAAACUACGACGGGUCGACAUAUCAUCGGGCGAUAGCAAGCGCGAGGGGCUUGGUCAAGCUUGUUCAGUACAUGCAGCCAGAGACUUGGGUUCACGUUGAUAUGCUGGUAGCCAUCAACAUCUCGCUAGUGGCUCGAUUACUGCACAAAGAAUCGGACAGACUGCAGUCUAUAGGUCAAUUCGAUGCUUCUCGUAUGGCUGCAGAGGAGGCUGAGCUCUUGCGUGAGACGCUGGCUGGGGACUUUGCGCGCUGGAUGCCAAUGGCAGAGCUGCAUGGAAUGGUGGUGGCGAGAGUGAGUCAGGGAUUAGCAGAGAAGGAAGGGGAGUAUGAGAGGGUGUAG
Messenger RNA from Dioszegia hungarica, 2055 nucleotides. RefSeq lists its product as uncharacterized. The record is from RefSeq and is a predicted model, not a curated record. Gene Ontology annotation, biological process: regulation of DNA-templated transcription. The coding region runs from base 1 to 2055 and encodes 684 amino acids. NCBI's taxonomy places the organism in Eukaryota, Fungi, Basidiomycota, Tremellomycetes, Tremellales, Bulleribasidiaceae. The transcript has 6 exons. Gene Ontology annotation, molecular function: DNA-binding transcription factor activity, RNA polymerase II-specific; zinc ion binding. Gene Ontology annotation, cellular component: nucleus.